Molecule: messenger RNA, 1797 nt
Organism: Quercus robur (English oak)
Lineage: Eukaryota; Viridiplantae; Streptophyta; Magnoliopsida; Fagales; Fagaceae
Product: cyclic nucleotide-gated ion channel 1-like
Exons: 6
Coding region: 143-1573 (476 amino acids)
Source: RefSeq, a predicted model, not a curated record
AAAAAGUUGUUGAUCACAACUAUUAUUUUGCGAUCGAUCAAUGAUAUCAUUUACCUAAUGCAUAUUAUAUUGCAAUUUUGUACUGGUUUUUAUAGAUGAGAACCUUCGCAAAGUUGGAAAAAAUGUGUUGAAUACAAAUGCUAUGGCAAUAGCUAGAAGGUACUUGAGGUCAUACUUCGUAUUCGACAUUCUAGUUAUUCUUCCAAUACCACAGGUGGCAAUUUCAAGGAUUCUUUCAGAAAUGACAGUGAUGAGAUCUUCAAAUAAAAUGGUAAUGUUGAACUGCGCUGUUCUCUUCUCAUAUGUGCCAAUAAUUCUCCAAAUAUUCCGAUCCUGGAAGGAACUUAUAAGAAGUGACGAGAAAUUUGAAGAAAACAUAUGGAUUAAAGCUGCGUUAAAUUUCUUUCUGUAUCUCCUUGCUGGUCACGUAUUGGGAGCCUUCUGGUAUUUUUUCUCUUUUCAACGAAUGAUGAUUUGCUGGCGUUUAUCAUGUCAAAGUCAGAUUGCAUGUGAUCGAAAAUCUUUUGCCUGUGACAACAGUAGAAGAUAUUUCUCAUUUGAUAAUCGUGUCUGCCAAAUAAGUACACCAGAUACACAAUUUGAUUUUGGAAUAUAUUCAGAAGCCAUUGAAUUUGGUGUGGUGUCCGAGCAGGGUCUUGAAAAAAUAUUUUAUGGUUUCUGGUGGGGCAUGCAAAAUCUGAGUUUGCUUGGUCAAAACCUCAAGACAAGUAUAUAUGUAUGGGAUAACUUCUUUUCGGUUUAUAUUUCUGUCACGCGCUUGUUCCUGCUUUUAUAUUUUGUGGGAAAUUUGCAGUUGGUAAUUACAAGAUCAGAAGAGUUACGCAGGAAGAUGAAAUCAGAAAAACGAAAAAAACAGAAAGAAAAAAUAGAAUUGUGGAGUUCCAAACACGAUCUUCCUAGUGAUUUGAGAGGCCUGAUUAUGGACAACAUGAUUCAGAAAUUCAAAGAAGACGAAGAUGUUUACUUGGAGAACCUUCUUCCUAAUCUUCCUGGGGAACUUCAAAAUAAUGUAAAACAGCAUAUCUGCUUAAAGCUACUAGAAAAUGUAGAAGUGCUUCGGGGUACGGAUGAACAAAUGUUGCUUAAGAUGUGCCACACUCUCACACCAGUCUUCUACCAGGAGCACAGCUAUGUUAUUCGGGAGGGAGACCCAAUUGAUACAAUAUUCUUCAUUACAAACGGCAUUGCAUGGACCUAUACAACCGGUAAUAAUGGUAGAGGAGUUUUGCCCACACAUGCUGAGCGUCUUGUAGAAGGUCAGUUCUUUGGAGGAGAACUUCUAGAAUGGCUUCGGAAAUCUACCUCCACCUCCAGGAAUAACCUAUCCAAACUCCCCAUUUCAUCAAAAACGCUGAAAACCCACACAAAAGUGGAAGCCUUUGCUCUAAUGGCAGACGACUUGUCGAAGAUAUGGUCUUACAAGUUAUCGCGAGACUUAGAGCCAUUACAAUUCGAGGCAGCUUCUAUUAUACAACGAGCAUGGCGUGUGCGUAGAUCCAAGAUGGGUGAUACCAUUGGUGCUUCAGGACAAAUUCAGUCAAGCAGGGCAUGACAUUGUUAUUGCAAAAGCAAUAGUUUGUUUUGAUGUCUUUUGUAUUAAGUUUAGUUUUCUAGUGAUUAGAGUUGCUACUUGUUUGGAUUCUCAAUGUUAAUGGUAGAAUUAGGGAAAGACUAAUGUCUGAAAUAAUAAAUUGUUUGGGGUAAUAUGUUUGUAUUUUGACAUGACAUGUAAUCACCGCUAUGUCUCACAUUCUCAAUACCCUUUUUUUUUUUUUU